Messenger RNA from Nymphaea colorata (pocket water lily), 819 nucleotides. RefSeq lists its product as uncharacterized. The coding region runs from base 361 to 630 and encodes 89 amino acids. The transcript has 2 exons. The record is from RefSeq and is a predicted model, not a curated record. NCBI's taxonomy places the organism in Eukaryota, Viridiplantae, Streptophyta, Magnoliopsida, Nymphaeales, Nymphaeaceae.
UUUUGGAAAGGAGAUGUUUCUUAUAGCUGAAGAAAAAGUUCAUUUAAUAAUGGCUUGCUAGUUACGACUGCCAACCUGCUUACUCCAUCCUUUGAUUCCUCAUGAUCUUCGUCCAGAAGUUCCCUCUCGAUCCCUUUCUGCAUCUUUAAUGCGUGUUUUUCAACUCUUCCGCUUCUGCAUCUUGUCCUGAAGUGUUUUCCUUCGGCUCUAGGGUGUAAAAGUUAAAUGCUUUCCUUCCCUUCAUCUUUCAAAGGCUGACCUAACCUUCCCAUUCCUUUCCCUUUACUUUCCUUUUUAACUCUCCUCCCUUGCCCUUCCCUCCUCUCUUCUCCCCAAACCAACCGGUCAAGAUCGGAGAGAAUGCAGACCGUCUUGAGUUUCAGCGUUCAUGGCCUCCCUCUGUGCGUCUCGGGCUUCAGAUCGUGUUUGUCCCUUUCCGUGGAGAUGGCGGAUCACGACAGGAGGAGAGAAGCCAUCAAAACGCAGAGAUCUGGUUUAUCCACCCAUGGGCUACCCACAAGCCAGGGACUGGAUUCUCUUGUAUACUGCCAGAAAGCCAUGGAGAUGGUGAACGAAGAAGGAGUGCUGGAAGAUCUGUUCUUCUGUAGGACCUGUGCUAGGGCUGCUUAAUUCAGUAGCACAAAUCUCAUUGAUCUUAUGUGUAAUUUAUUGUAAAAGCUUGAUUCGAUGCACGCGACCCUUUCCUUUUGUUUGACGAUGUUUCAAGAUCUUCGAUCUUGGUAGAUCACUGUUCUCUUUGCUUACAUAGUCUGCAUUUGUAUGACACAAGGUUUGCAGCAUAAGCACUCUUUUUCUCUC